ACCGUGCUUUGCGGCGGGGCCGGCCCGUCUUGCCCAGAAUCGCCCUGCAGCGAUCGCGCGUCUUUCCACCGAGGCCCCGGAUGUAGAGUCCCUCCCACCCGUUCAGUGGUCAUGGCCUCACAGUGACGCUGAGACUUGGGGCUCUCUCAUUGGCUGUAACUCUUCUACUGGAUUGGAAGCAAAAAAAGAGGCGGUGCACAAGGCGAACGGCGCCUGUGACUACAGCCAAUCAGAAGCGAGGCCGGGCUUUGGCUGGAGGUGGGAACACUGUGGCCAUUCGAAUUUGGCGCGAGCGCGGCUGUAUUUUGCUGCUGCCGGUGUGCAGUUUGUUCAGGGGCUUGUGGUGGUGAGUCCCUGAGCCUGCGUGUGAGAGACUUGAGAAGGAUCCUGCACUGAGGAGGUGGGAAGGAGAGGAUUGCUCGAGGAGGCCUGGGGUUUGUGAGGCAGCGGAGUUGCGUGAAGGCUGCGGGUUCCGGCGAGGCCCGAGCUGUGCUGCCAUCAUGCCUCAAACCCGAUCCCAGGCACAGGCUACAAUCAGUUUUCCAAAAAAGAAGCUGUCUCGGGCAUUGAACAAAACUAAAAACUCAAGUGAUGCCAAACCAGAACCGACAAAUGUUCAAGCUGUAACCUGUUCUCCUCGUGUAAAAGCCCUGCCUCUCAGCCCCAGGAAACGUCUGGGUGAUGACAACCUAUGCAACACUCCCCAUUUACCUCCUUGUUCUCCACCAAAGCAAGGCAAGAAAGAGAAUGGUCCCCCUCACUCACGUACACUUAAAGGACGAAGACUGGUAUUUGACAAUCAGCUGACAAUUAAGUCUCCUAGCAAAAGAGAACAAGCCAAAGUUGACCACAACAAAAUACUUUCUUCAGUUAGAAAAAGUCAAGAGAUCACAACAAAUUCUGAGCAGAGAUGCAUAUUGGAGAAAGAAUCCGCAUGUGUGAGACUAUUCAAGCAAGAAGGCACUUGCUACCAGCAAGCAAAGCUGGUCCUGAACACAGCUGUCCCAGAUCGGCUGCCCGCCAGGGAAAGGGAGAUGGAUGUCAUCAGGAAUUUCCUGAGGGAACACAUCUGUGGGAAAAAAGCUGGAAGCCUUUACCUUUCUGGUGCUCCUGGAACUGGAAAAACUGCCUGCUUAAGCCGGAUUCUGCAAGACCUCAAGAAGGAACUGAAAGGCUUUAAAACUAUCAUGCUGAAUUGCAUGUCCUUGAGGAGUGCCCAGGCUGUAUUCCCAGCUAUUGCUCAGGAGAUUUGUCAGGAAGAGGUAUCCAAGCCAGCUGGGAAGGACAUGAUGAGGAAAUUAGAAAAACAUAUGACUGCAGACAAGGGCCCCAUGAUUGUGUUGGUAUUGGAUGAGAUGGAUCAACUGGACAGCAAAGGCCAGGAUGUAUUGUACACACUAUUUGAAUGGCCAUGGCUGAGCAAUUCUCGCUUGGUGCUGAUUGGUAUUGCUAAUACCCUGGAUCUCACAGAUAGAAUUCUGCCUAGGCUUCAAGCUAGAGAAAACUGUAAGCCACAGCUGUUGAACUUCCCACCUUAUACCAGAAAUCAGAUAGUCGCUAUUUUGCAAGAUCGACUUACUCAGGUAUCUAGAGAUCAGGUUCUGGACAAUGCUGCAAUUCAAUUCUGUGCCCGCAAAGUCUCUGCUGUUUCAGGAGAUGUUCGCAAAGCACUAGAUGUUUGCAGGAGAGCUAUUGAAAUUGUAGAGUCAGAUGUCAAAAGCCAGACUGUUCUCAAACCACUGUCUGAAUGUAAAUCACCUUCUGAGCCUCUGAUUCCCAAAAGGGUUGGUCUUAUUCACAUAUCCCAAGUCAUGUCAGAAGUUGAUGGUAAUAGGAUGACCUUGAGCCAAGGAGCACAGGAUUCCUUCCCUCUUCAGCAGAAGAUCUUGGUCUGCUCUUUGAUGCUCUUGAUCAGGCAGUUGAAAAUCAAAGAGGUCACUCUGGGGAAGUUAUAUGAAGCCUACAGUAAAGUCUGUCGCAAACAGCAGGUGGCAGCUGUGGACCAGUCAGAGUGUUUGUCACUUUCAGGGCUCUUGGAAGCCAGGGGCAUUUUAGGAUUAAAGAGAAACAAGGAAACCCGUUUGACAAAGGUGUUUUUCAAGAUUGAAGAGAAGGAAAUAGAGCAUGCUCUGAAAGAUAAAACUUUAAUUGGAAAUAUCUUAGCUACUGGAUUGCCUUAAAUUCUUCUACACCCCACCUGAAAGUAUUCAGCUGGCAUUUAGAGAGCUACAGUCUUCAUUUUAGUGCUUUACACAUUCGGGCCUGAAAACAAAUAUGACCUUUUUUACUUGAAGCCAAUGAAUUUUAAUCUAUAGAUUCUUUAAUAUUAGCACAGAAUAAUAUCUUUGGGUCUUACUAUUUUUACCCAUAAAAGUGACCAGGUAGACCCUUUUUAAUUACAUUCACUACUUCUACCACUUGUGUAUCUCUAGUCAAUGUGCUUGCAAGUGUACAGAUCUGUGUAGUGGAAUGUGUGUAUAUUUACCUCUUUGUUUGCUCAAACAUGAGUGGGUAUUUUUUUGUUUGUUUUUUGUUUUUUGUUUUUGAGGCCGCAUCUCACCCUGUUGCCCAGGCUAGAGUGCAUUGGCGUGUUCUCUGCUCACUGCAGCAUCCGCUUCCCAGGUUGAAGCGAUUCUCUUGCCUCAGCCUCCCAAAUAGCUGGGAUUACAGGUGCCCACCACUGUGCCCAGCUAAUUUUUGUAUUUUUAGUAGAGACAGGGUUUUACCAUGUUGGCCAGGCUGGUCUUGAACUCCUGACCCUCAAGUGAUCCACCCACCUUGGCCUUCCAAAGUGCUGGGAUUACAGGCGUGAGCCACCACGCCCAGCCAUGAGUGUAUUUUGUUAAGAACUUUGAGGUUAGGGUAAGAAGAAUGAAAAUGAUCCAGAAAAAUGCAAGCAAGUCCACAUGGAGAUUUGUAGGACACUGGUUAAAGAAUUUCUUUCUUUUUGGAGUAUACUAUGUUCAUGGUGCAGAUACUAUGACAUUAUGGCAUUUUAAAGACUCGUUGAGUUUCUUGGGCACUCCCAAGGGCGUUGGGGUCAUAAGGAGACUGUAACUCUACAGAUUGUGAAUAUAUUUAUUUUCAAGUUGCA
Messenger RNA from Macaca mulatta (Rhesus monkey), 3094 nucleotides. It is a transcript of the gene CDC6, whose product is annotated as cell division cycle 6. The record is from RefSeq and is a predicted model, not a curated record. NCBI's taxonomy places the organism in Eukaryota, Metazoa, Chordata, Mammalia, Primates, Cercopithecidae. Gene Ontology annotation, biological process: mitotic DNA replication checkpoint signaling; cell division; DNA replication initiation. Gene Ontology annotation, molecular function: ATP hydrolysis activity; DNA replication origin binding. Gene Ontology annotation, cellular component: nucleus.